Elgaria multicarinata webbii is the source of this 5179-nucleotide messenger RNA. RefSeq names its product solute carrier family 24 member 3 (gene SLC24A3). The transcript has 16 exons. Gene Ontology annotation, biological process: intracellular calcium ion homeostasis; calcium ion transmembrane transport. The record is from RefSeq and is a predicted model, not a curated record. The coding region runs from base 217 to 1818 and encodes 533 amino acids. Gene Ontology annotation, molecular function: calcium channel activity; calcium, potassium:sodium antiporter activity. NCBI's taxonomy places the organism in Eukaryota, Metazoa, Chordata, Lepidosauria, Squamata, Anguidae. Gene Ontology annotation, cellular component: plasma membrane.
GUUCUGAACUCCGCUUUGGAAACUAGUGACAAAUGGAUUGGGCGAAGGCUACUGCAGAAACCUGAGGAAAAUGUCACAGAUAAUCCCGAGGAAACUCAACAUCUCUAUUUCAAGAACUGCACUGAACCAGCUCUCAAUGAAUUCCCUAAUGACAUCUUCACGAAUGAGGACCGGCGGCAUGGAGCAGUAGCCCUGCACGCUUUCUGUGCGGUCUACAUGUUCUAUGCAUUGGCUAUUGUCUGUGAUGAUUUCUUUGUUCCUUCAUUGGAAAAAAUUUGUGAACGCUUGCACCUCAGUGAAGAUGUGGCAGGGGCAACAUUCAUGGCAGCUGGCAGCUCUGCUCCAGAACUGUUUACAUCUGUCAUAGGUGUGUUUAUCACGAAAGGAGACGUAGGUGUUGGAACCAUCGUUGGGUCUGCUGUAUUCAACAUACUCUGUAUAAUUGGGGUUUGUGGCCUCUUCGCAGGGCAGAUCGUUGCACUGUCACCUUGGAGUCUCCUGAGGGAUUCAUCAUAUUAUACCUGCUCUGUUGUUGCACUUAUUUUGUUUAUUUAUGACGAAACAGUUUCUUGGUGGGAGUCCUUAGUUCUAGUGCUGAUGUAUGUCGUCUACAUUCUCAUCAUGAAAUUUAAUGCCAGUCUACGACAUAUAUUUGAAAGGAGGACAAAGAAUGCAACAAACAUGGUGAAUGGAUUAGCAAAUAACACAGAGAUGGAUGACAACAGCAAUUGUGAUGCUACUGUAGUAUUACUAAAGAAAGGUAACUGUUCCAGAAAUUUCCACCGCAAAGCUUCCGUGAUCAUGGUGGAUGAAUUGCUGUCUGCAUAUCCGCACCAGCUUUCCUUUUCAGAGGCUGGGCUCCGGAUAAUGAUAACUAGUCACUUUCCUCCCAGAACCCGACUCUCUAUGGCCAGCCGCAUGCUGAUCAAUGAGAGGCAAAGGCUAAUAAACAGCAGAGUAUAUACCAAUGGGGAAUCAGAGGUGUCUAUCAAGGUUCCUGUCAAGCAUACUGUGGAGAAUGGGUCAGGACCCAGCAGUGCAGCUGAUAGAGGUGCAAAUGGAACCAGAAGAGACGAGGAAGCAGCUGAAGCAGGGAAUGAAACUGAGAAUGAAAACGAUGACAAUGAUAACAAUGAGAACGAUGAGGAGGAAGAGGAGGAGGAGGAAGAGGAUAAUGACGGGCCUUACACUCCCUUUGACCCACCCUCUGGCAUAGUAGAAAUAGUCAAGUGGCUGUUCACCUGGCCAUUGUCUCUGCUCUUGUACUUCACGGUGCCCAACUGUAAUAAACCCUACUGGGAGAAGUGGUUCUUGGUCACUUUUGCUUCCUCUACACUCUGGAUUGCAGCCUUUUCCUACAUCAUGGUAUGGAUGGUCACAAUCAUUGGCUACACUUUGGGGAUUCCAGAUGUGAUCAUGGGGAUCACGUUUCUGGCAGCUGGAACCAGUGUACCAGACUGCAUGGCAAGCCUUAUUGUAGCAAGACAAGGGAUGGGUGACAUGGCUGUGUCGAACUCCAUUGGAAGCAAUGUUUUCGACAUUCUCAUUGGCCUUGGACUUCCAUGGUCUCUACAGACUCUGGCAGUAAACUAUGGAUCCUGUAUUCGAUUGAACAGCCGAGGACUUAUCUAUUCUGUGGGCUUGCUUCUGGCAUCGGUUUUUGUCACUGUGUUUGGGAUUCACCUGAACAAAUGGAAGCUGGAUAAGAAGCUGGGGUUUGUGUGCCUUUCCCUCUACGGCAUCUUCUUGUGCUUCUCCAUCAUGACUGAAUUUAAUGUCUUCACUUUUGUGAAUUUGCCUAUGUGCAGAAAUCACUGAUCAUGUGGACAGACUGCUGAGAGGCAACUUCCUUCUUUACCUGUGCAAUAUGAAACAUGGUUGGCAUCUCCAAGCAGCGUGUGGUGCCCUAUGAAGGCCGUGAAGUACACCUCCUCACUGCUCAUCGGGUCCUCUUCCUGUCUUGGUUUAGCCUCCUUCUAAGACACCCCUUCACACAUACAGACACACACCUGGAAACCUCCUGCAUUGAUGUGAAGAUUUACAAACUCAGAUACUCUGAACAGUGAUUGGCAGUCUAAAUGAACUAACUUCUACCUGGCACUGAGCCAGAGAAACUGAACUGCUACAGUUUCUUCUUCUUUUUAACUUAUUUGAUUGAAGACUAAUCUAAUUUAUGAACUGAGAUUAUAGCUAGGAUACAAAGAAAAGGGUACAUUGUGUCGGGUGCUUUUUCAGGAAAAUAGAAGGAAAGUGUUUGAUUCUUUUUUCCCCCAGACAAGCUCUCUUACAGCUUUCUGAGUGCUCAAUUUCAUGGAAUGAUCCAAAAGUCACAAAUGACGCUGUGGGAGCUGAGUUCCAGGUACUUGUUAAUAAGAACGGACCUUGUACCUUUUAAAAGAAAACAUGGAAGUUGUAAACAUGACUUCCUUUAAGGAAGAAAAAUAUCACUUGAAGGGAUUUGAGAGGAACCCUAACUGAAUGCAGACUAUAUAGUUGAACACUGCUGCAUUUUAUUCUUAAGAGAAUAAUGUGAUUGCUAAAUUGUUCGUUGUAUUUCUAAGCAAUAGUUUUAGGCCUGCCAGUCCUGGAAGGCUAGUGAGGUGGAGUCCUGGUUUUUAACUGUCAGUAAGUUGAAAUCCCAAUCAGAAACAAAGCCUGGACUGACCUCUUGUGGUUUCUCAAUAUGUUUAGUUUCCAUAGAACUUUUAGAUUGAAAAGUGCUUUAUGUGACCCCCCCUUCUUUGUUCUCACAAGAAUCUUGCAAGGUAAGUCAUUAAUAUUCCCAUAGGCAAUAUAUUUAAAAUGGGAGGAACUGAGGCUGAGAGAGAGAAUGAUGUGCCAAAGGCCAGUGAGUAAGUCCAGGACUGAACCAAGGUAGUCCGCCUCCAAGUCAGAACACUGUCUACUGAGUCAUCAAACUGGCUCUCAACGUACUAGAGAUUGGAAAGGGAAGAAAGGGUCUGUGUUAAUUGAGAGGGGGGCAUAAGCACAUGGCACACUUUUUUUUUAAAAAAAAAUAGUUUUAGACACUGGUUUCUGAAAGGCAUAUUUUGCACAGAUACUAUUGCUGAUGUUGUCAUUUGCCGCUCUGCAAAGGAUACACUGGACCUGGGUAGGAAUUUUUUUUUCAUCUUACAGAUGAGUCUGACAUAACCCACUGGGAAGUCCUCCCAGGCAAGCCCCAUUUCAGGAGCCCUUCCCUUUGGAUUGUGUCUUCUACCUGAUUCAAAAUUACUUAGAAUUUAUCCUAUGUUUUCUUGGAGUUUCGGGCAGUGGGGAGCAUUUUGAAAACUGAGUAUUGAGUAGCUGGGGUGAUUGUGAAAUAUUUGCCAUUCAGUGUUCCAUUAACCCUGCUGUUUGGGGUGUAGUUUGCUGCUCUGCUCAUAUUGCGCCUGCAUUACACCUCAGCUGAGAUACCCAUCGCUGUCACACUUUCAUAGUUAUUAGAGCUGUGUGUUCCUUAUUGUCACACAGGGAAUUUCUGCUUUACUUGGUAUCUAUAUUCUGUUUAUAAUAAGGGAUUCCCUGCUAGGCAAAUGUUUGAGGCAUAUUUUGUCUAUGUUGCCAACAAAGGCAGUUAUUAACAGAAAAGCAGCAAGCCUGUUAUCAGGCAUACAUGCACGUUUCUGAGUAAAAAUCUGUCUACCCACCAGUUUGCACUUUUACACUCGAUUAUUUCAAAAUGAAUUUUCUUGGGAUAAAUAGUGUGAAAUAUUUUUUUCAUAUCUGCCAACUCCCUUCAUCGCAGCACCUUGCUUCCUCUUAUGACGUCCACAGUGAGCACUGAGUAGUUGCUGGCGUUUUCCUUAUAUCUUGGGUCAGCCACAUACAUGGCCAGUCUGUGGGCAGCUUCAUAGAGUAAAUGCACUAACACACGGAUAUAGUUCAGUAGAGAAUGGAUGAGUUUACAUUUCCCUCCUCCCCGAUUGCUCUCUUACACACACACACACACACACACGUUAAUGUUUGCAUUUCUGUGUCAAACAAUUGGAAUAACACUGUCUGAGCUCAAACACCAUUACGCUAGUUUAUGAAUAGCAUUCUAAUCAUGAAUCAAUCCCAUUGCUUUAGACCAGUGACCCUCCUCUCAAUUUUCUACCUUCAGUGAACGUUUUUACACAUCAGCUUGCUUGUUGAAGAACCCAUGAGCAUCUGUCUGGAAUCUAUGUGUGUUGCAGAGGAUUCUGAAGCAUCUUUUAGGAUAUUUGGAGAACUAGCCAGACUUUUUAGGGCUUAUGUAAGAGUAAACCCUAGAACAGACCCAAUGCUUUCUUACAGCCAUGGAUUUCAGGGGAUGAUUGAUGUGGGGAUGAAGUUAUCAUUCAGGGAAAUUUGUCCAUCAUUACUGAUCUUCUCACUAAUGACUUCCUCAUAUCCUCAUAAUUAGUGGUGUUUUAAAUUAGAUCAAUAAUAGCAGCCAUUCAGCUCAGUUCUCUAAAUCAAAUUUUAGCACCGAGAAAUAUAUGUAAUUUUUAAAAGCUUCUUGAUUACUCCCUUCCUUGAUUGCACAAUAGACAAUAUUUGGAAAACAAAUUCACAUCAGGAUCUGUUAAAUCAGAGUCUCUUUCCAGAAUUUGUAGGGCAGCUCCAAUGGAGCCAGUUAAAUCUAUUUCUAUGAAAUAGCUUUUAUCUACCCCAUGGUACAACACUAUAUUAUCUUGCACCAAAAGGAUCUUUCAUGUUGGAGGGAAUCAAAUAUUAGAAGUUCCGUAGCAUUGAAUUAUCAGUAUGACAGAUGUGCAUUAUGCAAGCAAGUCAUGACAUGAACAAAUUAGAUUCACGUUGGGAUGGGAUAAUAUGGGUGCAGAGUGUCAGGACCAUGAGUGACAACUAUACCUGAAUUCAGAUCUGGAAUGUGUGUUCUCCAACUCAUCAUCUCUGAGAUCCCUUGCAGGAGCUGAAGUUGGGGCCUAAAGUGCAAUAAGGAGAUGGUUCUGCUCUAUAGACCAGGCAACAGUGCAGAAGGCCAGAAUCCUGACAUUUUAUAACAGGCCUCACCAAUCCAGAGGAUUCAUACUGUCAGCUAAUUACAGGGUCUGAUGUGCCUGAAGGACAUAGCUGGGCACACACAAUCCCAGGUAACUAGCUUCAGCCCAUGGCCCUUGACAGUGUGGAAUCCUUGACAGUGUGGAUCCAGGCAAAUUUCAGUGCAUGAAUAACAUUCUAAUCGUGUGUGUGU